Messenger RNA from Linum tenue, 219 nucleotides. The record is from the annotation of a GenBank genome assembly. NCBI's taxonomy places the organism in Eukaryota, Viridiplantae, Streptophyta, Magnoliopsida, Malpighiales, Linaceae.
AUGAUCAAUACUGAUGGCUCAGUGCAGCAACCAAGCUCGAAAGCUGCAGCAGGAGGUUUAAUGCGGGACCAUACAGGGAAAUGUAUGAAUGCUUUUAUCUCUAAUCUUGGCAUAUGCACCAUUACAAGAGCAGAGAUCAAAGCCGCUAUACAGGGGCUGAGAACAAGGUUCAGAAAGUAUUCAUUCACAUUGACUCGACUACGGCAUAUCAUAUCCUGA